GUUGCGAGCCCAGAGACAAAGAGCAGCACCAGCAGCAGGAAGGCAGAAGACAUCUUCAUUAUUCCCUGUUGUGACUCGAUUGUACUGACUUCCACCUCUUGAGCCUUUGUGUCUCAUUCUCUUCUCGUCGUCUGAAGAGAACCCCAGGCCCAUCCAGGCAGCUCGUUAGGAUUAACAGAAGUCAGUACAAUCGAGUCACAACAGGGAAUAAUGAAGAUGUCUUCUGCCUUCCUGCUGCUGGUGCUGCUCUUUGUCUCUGGGCUCGCAACAGGACAGAGGCAACAAAGACAGAAGUGGAAAAGAAGCUAUGAAAAGUUUAAAAAAAAGCAUAUCAUCAACAAUAUGACUGAGAAUGAUUGCAAUCACGUGAUGAAAAAUAGAAGUAUCUUUGUUUAUGUUAAACGUGUCAGAAUGUGUAAACCAAAAAAUACGUUCAUCCUUGCCCAACCUAAAGAAAUGGUAAAAUCAAUUUGUAAAGGUCAAAGAAAUAAAAAAAUACGAAGUAAAAAAGGGUUUCACAUUGUUGAAUGUGUGCUUUUUGACGGAAGCAAUGUAUUCAAUUGUAGGUACGAAGGUAAACAUAUGGAAAAAAAAAUUACAGUUAAAUGUGAAGGAGGUUCCCCUGUGCACUAUGAGGGAGACAUAUAGAUUUAAGUAUAAAGAUUGUACUCUACAUCUGCAUGUACUUCACCUGGUUGUUGCUGCUGCAUUGAAUGUAGCUGGUAUCACAUAAAUGAUAAAAACAAAUGAAUAAAAAUGAUGAUGCUGAACCAGAA
Molecule: messenger RNA, 776 nt
Organism: Stegastes partitus (bicolor damselfish)
Lineage: Eukaryota; Metazoa; Chordata; Actinopteri; Pomacentridae
Product: protein P-30-like
Exons: 6
Coding region: 211-648 (145 amino acids)
Biological process (GO): angiogenesis; defense response to Gram-negative bacterium; defense response to Gram-positive bacterium
Molecular function (GO): RNA nuclease activity; nucleic acid binding
Source: RefSeq, a predicted model, not a curated record